AUGGACGGCUCCAACGGCUUCUACGCCCCGGGCCCGCCGCUGAUGAACCAGCCGCCGCGCAUCUUUGGCAACCUCAAUGCGAACGGAUCGCCUAUUCCCGCAUCGCUCCCGGGCCCGAUAUUCAGCCAGGAUGACUUGGACGACGGGCACGACCAGGGCGACGCGAAGAGGCGGCGGAUUGCGAGGGCGUGCGACAUGUGCCGCAAGAAGAAGAUCAAGUGCGACGGCAAGAUGCCCCAAUGCACCCACUGCCAGAACUACAAGACCGAGUGCAUCUUCACCCAGGUCGAGAAGAAGCGGCAGCCGCCCAAGGGGGCCAAGUACAUCGAAGGCCUCGAGAACCGCCUGGCGCGCAUGGAGUCGCUGAUGCGCCUGUCUGGCGUGCUCCCCGAGGACGACGACGGCAGCACCGACCUUGCAACCUUAGAGAGGCGGCUGGCGGACCGGGCGAGAACGAACGGAACACCGAGAACACAGCACUCAGAGGACAGGAUGGCCUCCGUAGCUCCAACCACGGAGAAGGUAAGCGCCACGCCGGCACAGCCCGCCCUCCCGAGCCCUCGGAGCGGCACGACGUCGCCGGAGCCUCCGCGGCAGACGACCGAGGGCGAGAAGGAGGAGGAUGCGCUGGCCGAGAUGAUGUGCUCCCUGGUGACCAACAACUGCGGAGAGACGAGAUAUAUCGGCUCAUCCUCCGGCUUCUCCAUUUUCUCUCCCAAGGGCAUACAGUGGGUCAAUGACAAGACGGGCGACAAUUCCUUCCAGGACAUGAUCUCGACCGCCGCCAUCGAAGAUAACAAGUGGAUACAGUGGCGGCCAGACGUCUUCCAAGACAUCUUCAAACGACGUGUGUAUCGACAACUUCCGCCCAAAUCCGAGGCGCUGUCGCUGCUAAAGGACUACUUCGAGAACUUCAACUGCAUGUUUCCGCUCUUCCACGAACCCACCUUCAUGCAUCUUGUCGACAAGCAUUACUCAAAAGACCCCUAUGAAGGCUCUGGUUGGUGGGCGAGUUUGAAUGUCGCCCUCGCCUUUGCCCAUCGACUGCGCGUCAUGAGCAACCUCGUCCCGCAAGAGGAAGACGAAAAGGCGUGGCAGUAUCUGAAGAACGCCAUGAGCGUCCAGGUAGAGCUCACAAUGCGGAACACUGAUCUGCUCAGCGUGCAGGCUCUUCUCGGCAUCGGCCUCUUUUUGCUUGGCACGCCGAACCCUCAGCCAACGUAUUUCUUCGUAGGCGCUGCCAUUCGGCUUUCCCAUAGCAUCGGUCUGCACAAAAAGGGCUCAGGCUUCAACUUGAACGCCUCGGAAGUCGAGCAGCGCAAGCGCGUCUUCUGGAUUGCAUAUAUGCUUGACAGGGAUAUUUGCUUGCGAUCAGGCCGUCCGCCCAUUCAGGAUGAUGACGAUAUGAACGUAGAGCUGCCGAGUGAGGAUCCCCCCGACAACAUCGGUAAUAUUCCGCUUUCAGACGGCAAGGGAAAGAUGAACCUGUUCCGCCUCAUGUGCACUUUCUCUGUCAUUCAGAGCCAUGUGUACAGACGACUCUACUCCACCAAGGCGUCAAAGCAAACCGACGGCGAAUUGCUCAAUACUAUUGGCGAAUUAGAUAAGGAGUUGGAGACGUGGAAAGACGGCAUCCCACUGGAGUUCCGCCCAGAACACGACAUCAAGGCCUCGCAUACUCCUCUCAUCCUGCAGGUCGCGGUGCUUCAUCUCGGGUAUUACAACUGCUUAACGACAAUCCAUCGCAUGAGCGUCCACCACGGGUACUGGACAAGUCGGCUGUCGAACUUUGCCAUCCAGGGCCUGAAUGCUCGACCACUUAACCCGCGAGUCUUCAUGUCUGCACAGCUUUGCGUUCAGGCUGCCCGUGCUUCGAUACAUCUCCUCAAGUAUAUCCCGAAGGGCGACCCGUCUUGCGUGUGGCUCAUCAUCUACUUCCCGGUAACAGCCCUCGUCACCCUCUUCGCCAAUAUUCUACAGAACCCGCAGGAUACCCGAUCACGCUCUGACCUUAAGCUGAUGAAGCUCGUUGUCAAUUUCCUGAGCAUGCUUCAGAACGACGCGGGCAAUGGCAGCGUAAAACGCAUGCUGAGUGUAUGUGCUGAGUUCGAACGCAUCGCGACCAUUGUGCUCGACAAGGCGGACCGAGAGCAUGCCUCUAGACGCAAACGGAAGCAGGGCGAUAGCGAACAGGAUGCCGAGAUUGAAGCCACAGCGAAUGAGAUCCUAUCAACGAACCGCAACCCGCAAUCCCCGCCCCCUGCCUCAACCACGGCGGGAACACCUCAGAACCAGGGGCAAGACAUGAUAUUCAAUCCUGACUUUCAGGGCUUUAAUGAGCCAUUCCCGUUUUCCCCCAACUUUACCCACGCCUCCCUCCAGCCCAAUAAUAUGAGUCAGUUCGGCUCACCCGCGAUGACCUCCCGAAUGGUACAGCAUGGCUUGCCCAUGAGCACGGCUGGCGAAAUGCAAAACGGUGGAAUGAACAUGAACGCCAUGGCCAUGGGCACCUUCGACCAGACGUUCAACAAUGUCCCACAAGACCUUUGGAAGAUGCCCAUGACGCUCGAGUGGGACUGGGCGGACAUGACCGGAUACAAUGGCUUCGAAGACGGCAUAUCAAUGAACGGCGUCUUACCGGAUUUUGGGCACCAGACGAGUCAUGGGACAAGCGGGUUCAAUUCGAACGCCAUGAACGGGGGAAGGUGA
Trematosphaeria pertusa is the source of this 2709-nucleotide messenger RNA. RefSeq lists its product as uncharacterized. Bases 1 to 2709 code for a protein of 902 amino acids. Gene Ontology annotation, biological process: DNA-templated transcription; regulation of DNA-templated transcription. The transcript has 6 exons. Gene Ontology annotation, molecular function: DNA-binding transcription factor activity, RNA polymerase II-specific; zinc ion binding; DNA binding. The record is from RefSeq and is a predicted model, not a curated record. NCBI's taxonomy places the organism in Eukaryota, Fungi, Ascomycota, Dothideomycetes, Pleosporales, Trematosphaeriaceae.